Messenger RNA from Fusarium redolens, 312 nucleotides. RefSeq lists its product as uncharacterized. Bases 1 to 312 code for a protein of 103 amino acids. NCBI's taxonomy places the organism in Eukaryota, Fungi, Ascomycota, Sordariomycetes, Hypocreales, Nectriaceae. The record is from RefSeq and is a predicted model, not a curated record. The transcript has a single exon.
AUGCCAUCCUUACCAUCCACCCUCACACUGCGCAAUAUACCUCCUCUACAUCACCUCCAGGCUCGAGGGGUCGACGGCAAUCACAUCAGUCCACAUCAUAGUGACUACGAUUUGUCAGAGUCUUACGCCUCGGGUGACUAUGGCACGGGCGACGACACAGGCGAAGACAUGUACGAGCACGACUGGUGGUCGUGUCCGGAAAAAUCAGCAGAACGCAUCGCGGUGUUCUCUAUAGUGACGGGCAUUCUAUUUUUUAUUGUCGUCAUUCUUUGCUUCAAAAUCAGAAAACUGAAGAAAGGGCUUCUCAUGUGA